Messenger RNA from Sinocyclocheilus anshuiensis, 3026 nucleotides. Its product is annotated as DNA polymerase delta catalytic subunit-like. Gene Ontology annotation, cellular component: delta DNA polymerase complex. Bases 146 to 2884 code for a protein of 912 amino acids. The record is from RefSeq and is a predicted model, not a curated record. The transcript is spliced from 23 exons. Lineage: Eukaryota; Metazoa; Chordata; Actinopteri; Cypriniformes; Cyprinidae. Gene Ontology annotation, molecular function: 3'-5'-DNA exonuclease activity; DNA-directed DNA polymerase activity; DNA binding. Gene Ontology annotation, biological process: nucleotide-excision repair, DNA gap filling; DNA-templated DNA replication; base-excision repair, gap-filling.
UGGACCCUACGCAAAUUUACCGGGAAAACGGAUGUUGCUCAGGUCCGGUGGAAGCUGACACUCAGUACUGUGAAGUGGCGGGAGAUUUGUGAAGUACAUAUGUGGAGUAAUAGCGAUCGAGCUGGAAUAAGAGGGCUGCUUUAGAAUGGAGUUUAAAAAGCGCAAUGGAGGCCCUGCAAUGGGCGGGGCUUCACAGGCCAAGAAGGGGAAAAUGAACACAGAAUGGGAGGAUAGUCCCUCCCAGUUUGAAGAGGAACUCGCUCUAUUUGAUGAAAUGGAAAUGGAGGCGGAGUCAGGGGAGGGGCAAGCAGGUCAUGAUGUCAUUCCAGAGGGUGACUUAUUCUCCGCUGAUCUCAAUCCACGUUGGAAACGACCUCACGCUCCUCCUCUACAACCAAUCUCAGACACACUAAUUUUCCAGCAGAUAGACCUGGAUUACUACUUGGGAUCUGCGGUGGCGGGAAUGCCCGGGCAGGUACAGGGCAAAGUGCCCAUAGUGCGCAUGUUUGGUGUGACGGACAGUGGAAAUAGCGUGUGCUGCCAUGUUCAUGGAUUCGCCCCGUAUUUCUAUGUUCCCGCCCCCAACGGUUUUAUAAAUGCACACUUGGCUGAGUUUCAGAGAGAGCUGAACUCUGCUGUAUUAAAGGAUAUGCGGUCCAAUAAAGACAAUAUAGCGGUCACUGUGCUCGCAGUGGACAUCACCAAGAAGGAAAGUAUGUAUCACUACCAUGGAAACAAACCUCUUGAUUUUCUGCGCAUCACCAUGGCAAUGCCGCGUCUGAUUGCCCCGGCGAAGCGUCUCCUUGAGCAGGGUUUUAAAUUUGCCAACUUCGCCACCCAGAGCUACCAGGCCUAUGAAGCCAACAUUGACUUUGAGAUCAGGUUCAUGGUGGACAGUGAUGUGGUCGGUUGCUGCUGGAUUGAGCUUCCAAAAGGAAAGUACAGGCUGAGGGAGGAGAGGAGCGAAGGACAGACAGCCUCAAAAUAUCCAGGAAAGGUGUCGCUGUGUCAGUAUGAGGUGGAUGUGGCAUGGAAUCACUUGGUCAGUCAUCCAGCUGAAGAAGAGUGGCAGAGGAUCGCUCCUCUCAGAGUCCUGAGCUUUGAUAUUGAGUGUGCUGGAAGAAAAGGCGUGUUUCCAGAGCCGGAGAUUGAUCCUGUGAUUCAGAUCGCCUCUAUGGUGCAGCGUCAGGGAGAGAAGGAGCCGUUUAUCCGGAUGGUCUUCACCUUACAGAGCUGUGCCAGUAUAGUGGGCUCCCAGAUUCUCUGCUUUACUCAAGAGAAACUGCUACUGCAGAGUUGGGCUGAGUUUGUAAGGACAGUGGAUCCUGACAUCAUCACUGGCUACAAUAUCCAGAACUUUGACCUUCCGUACCUCCUCAACAGAGCUGCAACCUUAAAGGUAACUUUCAUGAUGGCUCAUAAUUUAUGUUACACUACACUCCUGCAGAAAAGCCAGGUGGACAAACUCAGUCUGGCUCCAGAAGAUUUCAUCAAGACCCCGACAGGUGAUCUGUUUGUGAAGAGCUCUGUGAGGAAGGGCCUUCUCCCUGAGAUCCUGGAAAACCUGCUGAGUGCCAGGAAAAGGGCGAAGGCAGAGCUGAAGAAAGAGACAGACCCCUUUAAAAAGCAGGUGCUGGAUGGAAGGCAGUUGGCUUUGAAGAUCAGUGCAAACUCCGUGUACGGGUUCACCGGGGCUCAGGUGGGCAAACUGCCCUGUCUGGAGAUCUCUCAGAGCGUCACUGGCUUUGGUAGGCAGAUGAUUGAACAGACCAAGCAGCUUGUGGAAUCAAGAUACACGAUCUCUAAUGGUUACCAGGCAGAUGCAAAGGUCGUUUAUGGAGACACUGACUCUGUGAUGGUGAAACUAGGUGUGGCCACAGUGCAGGAAACAAUGAAUCUGGGAAAGGAGGCUGCCGAUUGGGUUUCCUCCCACUUCGUUCCACCAAUCAAAUUAGAGUUUGAGAAGGUGUAUUACCCAUAUCUGCUGAUCAAUAAGAAGCGGUACGCCGGGUUGUAUUUCUCUUCUAAUGCUGAACAUCAUGAUAAGAUGGACUGCAAAGGAAUUGAGACCGUCAGACGAGACAACUGCCCUCUAGUGGCCAACCUUAUCAACACAUGCCUCCAAAACAUCCUCAUUGACAGAGACCCUGAUGGAGCAGUAGCUCAUGCUAAAGAGGUGAUCUCUGACCUUCUGUGCAACCGCAUUGACAUCAGUCAGCUGGUCAUAACUAAAGAGCUCACACGCACCGCACAGGAGUAUGCCGGCAAACAGGCCCACGUUGAGCUAGCAGAGAGGAUGCGGAAGCGUGAUGCCGGUAGCGCUCCAAACCUCGGAGAUCGAGUCCCGUACGUCAUCAUCAAAGCAGCAAAGGGAGUGGCAGCAUAUAUGAAAUCAGAGGACCCCAUCUAUGUGCUGGAGAACAACAUCCCUAUAGACACACAGUACUACCUGGAGCAGCAGCUGUCCAAACCUUUACUGCGCAUCUUUGAACCCAUACUGGGCGAGAGCAAAGCUGAGAGUGUGUUGCUGAAGGGCGAUCACACACGCUGUAAGACAGUCUUGACAUCUAGAGUUGGUGGUCUCAUGGCUUUCGCUCAGAAACGAAGCACAUGCAUUGGCUGCCGAGCUGUGCUCAAAACUGAUGUGGCUGUAUGUGACUUCUGCAAAAAGAGAGAGUCGGAGCUUUAUCAGAAAGAGAUCGCUCAUCUGUCGACUCUGGAGGAGAAAUUCUCUCGUCUGUGGACUCAGUGUCAGCGCUGUCAAGGUUCACUGCAUGAAGAUGUGCUGUGUACCAGUCGAGACUGCCCCAUCUUUUACAUGAGGAAGAAAGUGCAGAAAGAUUUAGACGAUCAGGAGAAGCUCGUCUCCCGUUUUGGUUGGUGAUGGACGAGGAUCUUUUCUUUUGCCUUCAGCUUUCUCAACAUUCAUUCUUCAUCUUACCUCAGUGAAAGAGUCUGUCUCGCUCCAUUUUGUAAAGAAUCAUCAUUUUCUAGUCGCUGAAUAAAUAAAUAAAGUGCAUUUUUUG